CAUUGUUUGUGGUUCUUAUAUUUGGGCGCCUUAUCUACAACAACACUGGUCUCAUUCUGGUGGAAAGGUGAUGCAACAAGCAACACUCAUGGAAGCCUGGUUCAUCAUCGUAGUCUCUGCGUGCGUCUGCGUCAUCGUAAGAGCCAUAUUCUCUCUUCAAACCAAAACCAUCAACACCCCUCCAGGCCCUCUUCACAUCCCAAUCCUCACAAGCAUCCAAUGGCUCCUCAAAUCCUUCAGCCAACUCGAGCCGAUUCUCCGAAACCUCCACGCCAAGUUCGGCCCCAUCGUCACCAUCCGCAUCGGAUCUCAACGAGCCAUAUUCAUCGCCGACCGCACCCUCGCCCACCAAGCCCUCGUCCAAAAUGGUUCCGUCUUCUCCGACCGCCCCAAGGCUCUCGCCGCCUCCAAAAUCCUCACCAGCGACCAACGCAAUAUCAGCUCCGCCUCCUACGGCCCCACGUGGCGUAUCCUCCGCCGAAACCUCACCUCCGAGAUGCUCCACCACUCACGCGUCAAGUCCUUCUCCGGGAUCCGCAACUGGGUCCUCCACACCCUCCUCACUCACCUUAAAUCCGAUUCUCAAUCCAAUGAUUCCGUCAAAGUCAUUGAUCACUUCCAAUACGCCAUGUUCUGCUUGCUCGUCUUCAUGUGCUUCGGGGAGCGACUCGACGAGGGCAAAGUCAGAGACGUCGAGCGCGUCCAACGACAGUUACUUCUAGGGUUUAGCAGGUACAACAUCCUUAAUUUCUGGCCCAAAGUCACCCGCGUUUUGCUCCGCGAACGUUGGGAGGAGAUGCUUAGGUUUCGCCAGGAGCAGGAGGACGUGAUGAUUCCACUUAUAAGAGCCAGGAAGCAAAAGCAAGGCAAGGAGGAAGGCGUUGUUUCGUAUGUUGAUACUUUGUUGGGUUUGGAGUUGCCCGAGGAGAAACGCAAGCUCAACGAAGAGGAGAUUGUGACGCUGUGCAAUGAGUUUUUGAACGGGGGCACGGACACCACUUCCACGGCGUUGCAGUGGAUCAUGGCGAAUUUGGUAAAGUACCCACAUGUGCAAGAGAGGUUGGUGGGCGAGAUAAGGGAGGUGAUGGGUGAGAGAGAAGACGGAGAAGUGAAAGAAGAAGACUUGGAGAAAUUAGCUUAUCUGAAGGCUGUGAUUUUGGAGGGUUUGAGGCGCCACCCACCUGGGCACUUUGUGUUGCCUCAUGCAGUGAGUGAGGACGUGGUUUUGAAUGAUUACUUGGUCCCUAAGAAUGGGACAGUGAAUUUCAUGGUGGCAGAGAUGGGGUGGGACCCUAAGGUGUGGGAGGAUCCAAUGGCGUUUAAGCCAGAGAGGUUUAUGAAUGAUGAAGGGUUUGACAUUACUGGUAGUAAAGAGAUCAAAAUGAUGCCUUUUGGUGCAGGGAGAAGGAUUUGCCCUGGCUAUAAUCUAGCGUUGCUUCACUUGGAGUACUUUGUGGCUAAUCUGGUUUGGAACUUUGAGUGGAAGAUUCCAGAGGGAGGGGACGUGGAUUUAUCAGAGAAACAAGAGUUCACUGUGGUAAUGAAAAAUCCAUUGCAGGUUCAUCUUUCUCCUAGGAUCUAGACUCUACCCACCUUAUCAUAUAAUAAUAAGGCCUCCCAAUAAUUGUUUGAAAAAUAUAUUUUUAUGAUUACAGUACUGCGUAAUCUGCGCUUUGCUAGCACGUGUAGCACAUAAUAAAAGGAUAAUCGUUCGGACCG
Vigna unguiculata (cowpea) is the source of this 1719-nucleotide messenger RNA. RefSeq names its product cytochrome P450 89A2-like. The record is from RefSeq and is a predicted model, not a curated record. Gene Ontology annotation, molecular function: iron ion binding; heme binding; oxidoreductase activity, acting on paired donors, with incorporation or reduction of molecular oxygen, NAD(P)H as one donor, and incorporation of one atom of oxygen. NCBI's taxonomy places the organism in Eukaryota, Viridiplantae, Streptophyta, Magnoliopsida, Fabales, Fabaceae. Gene Ontology annotation, cellular component: membrane.